UCGCCGCGCAUGCGAUUUCGGCGAUUUUCUUCCACACGAGCCUCUGGUGAAAAUGGCGGAGCAAAGUUCCGUGCCGAGUGAUCUUUACAAACAUGUAUAUUCAUUUCUACUGGAGAACAAGUUUACCAAGGCUGCCCAACACUUCAUCAAACAAGCUAAAGUGCCACCCCAGGAUGAAAAAGAAACUGCUGGUCUUCUUGACAUCUUUAACUUCUGGGUAAAGUCUCCCGAAGCUAAGAAACGCAAGGCGCUGCCCAUCGGUCCAGAAAACAGUGACAGUCCGUCUGCUAAGAAGGCAAAGACUGCAGAGAGCUCCAGUGAGGAGUCAAGCAGUGAUGAUGAGGAAGCUGCGGUAGCUGCCAAGGCUGCACCCACAGCAGCCAAGGCUCCACGCCCUGCUAAAUCAGAUUCCAGCAGCAGUGAUGAUUCCAGUGACGAGGAGGAGGCUGUAGCAAAGAAACCUGCAGCAGCCAAAGCCCCAGUGAAGACCCCUGUGGUGUCAGCAGUCAGGAAAAAGGACUCCAGCUCCAGCAGUGAGUCAUCUGAAGAUGAGGCCAAAGCUCCUGCAGCUAAACGAAAGGCUCCUGCCGCGACCCCUAAGGUAGGAAAGGCUGCAGCCGUGACCCCUAAGGCAGCAGCUCAGAAGAAGACUGCGAGCAGCAGCAGUAGUGAGGACAGCUCCAGUGAAGACGAGGCGCCCACUAAGACCCCGGUGAAACCCCAUGGCCUCGUCAAGACCCCUCCAGCUAAGGCCGCCGAGUCCAGCAGUGACGACUCUUCGUCAGAUGAAGAGGAGGCCUCUCCCAGCAACAAGACAAAAUCAGGUGCUUACAGGGCUGUCCCACCCUCUGCUGCAGCUAAGACCCCUGCUGCUAAGGACAGUAGUUCCUCAGACAGCAGUGAUGAUGAGGAGGAGGAGAAGAAGAAGAAAGUGCCAACUAAAGCAGUCCCAGUCAAAACCACCCCGGCCAAGACUGUGACACCCAAAGCUUCUGCAGCUGCUAAGAAGGCAGAGUCCAGCUCUGAGAGCACAGACUCCAGCUCUGAAGAAGAAGAAGCAGCAAAGAAGCCAGCAGCAAAGGCUACCCCGGCUAAGGCUACCCCGGCUAAGGCUACCCCGGCUAAGGCUACCCCGGCUAAGGCUACCCCGGCUAAGGCUACCCCGGCUAAGGCUACCCCGGCUAAGGCUACCCCGGCUAAGGCUACCCCGGCUAAGGCUACCCCGGCUAAGGCUACCCCGGCUAAGGCUACCCCGGCUAAGGCUACCCCGGCAGAAGACUCCGACUCCAGCUCUGAGGAUGAAGAAGAGGCUAAGAAGCCAGUAGUAAUAAGGGUUAAGUCCACAGCUGUCAAAAUAACGGUUACCCCUGCCAAGGAAGACUCUUCCUCAGACUCCAGCUCGGAGGAGGAGGAGGGUUCGAAGACUGUGAAAGUAGCGCCAGCCACAGCAGCAGUAACGGUGGCAGAGGUAAAGGAGCAGGGGGCCAAGACUGUGACUGUAGCGGGGGCCAAGGCUACUGUGAAGGUGGUGGAAGACGGCUCCUCUUCCUCGAGCUCCGAGGAUGACGAAGAGGGGACAGUGAAAGUAGCACCAGCUAAGGCGACUCCUACCGUGACCCGAGGCAAGGCUGCUGAAUCCUCCUCGGACUCUGACUCAAGCUCAGAAGAUGAGGAAGAGGCUAAAAAGCCAGCAGCCAAGGUGACCCCAGCCAAGGUGACCCCAGCCAAGGUGACCCCAGCCAAGAAAUCAGACCCUUCCAGCUCUGACUCUGACAGCAGUUCUGAGGACGAGACACCAGCUAAACCUGCUGCAGCUGCCCCCAAGGCCCCAGCCAAGGCUGCUACAGAAAACAGCUCGGAUUCAGAAUCUUCUUCUGAAGAUGACGAACCCUCAGCUAAGAAGGCUACCCCAGCCUCUGUUGCUAAACCAGCCUCCAAACCAGCCACUCCGGUUACUAAAGCAGCUGCAGCGGAGAGCAGCUCGGACUCCGACUCUUCUUCUGAAGAUGACGAACCCCCAGCUAAGAAGGCUACCACAUCCUCUGUUCCUAAAUCAGCUUCCAAACCAGCCAUCCUGGUUACUAAAGCAGCCGAGAGCAGUUCAGACUCCGACUCUAGCUCAGAUGAGGAUGAGGCCAUAGCUAACAAGGCUACCUCUAAACCAGCCACCCCAGUGGUGACUAAAUCAGCCUCUAAACCAGCCACCCCAGUGGUGACUAAAUCAGCCCCAGCCAAGGCAGCAGCCGAGAGCAGCUCCGAUUCAGACAGCUCGGACUCGGAGGACCAGGCUGCUGCUGCCAAGAAGACCACCACAAAACCUGCAGCCAAGCGUCCUGCCGUCAAGACGCCGGCUAAAGCUGCAGAGUCGUCAUCGUCCGAGGAGAGUAGCUCUGAGGAAGAAGAGGCCAGUAAAAAGGCUGUGAAACCCGCUGCCACCCCCAAGACCAACGCAGCAGCCAGACCUAAAGCCAAGGAGGACAGCAGCUCUUCAGAUGACUCCAGUGAUGAAGAGGCAGCGCCCAAACCAGCAGCAGUGAAGGCUGAAACCCCAGCCUCAGCUAAAAAGGCAGCCGAAAGCAGCUCAGACUCUUCCGACAGUUCCGACUCGGAGGUGGAGACAGAGACCGCCAAGACGACGCCCGCUAAGCCUGCUCUGACCAAUGGAAAGCCAGCUACACCCAAAGCAACCACCUCUGCAGUCAAGGCAACAAAACCAACCAAGGCUGCCGAGUCUUCCUCUUCCGAGGAGAGUAGCUCUGAGGAAGAGGCCAGUAAAAAGGCUGUGAAACCCACUGCCACCCCCAAGACCACCCCAGCAGCCAGACCUAAAACCACCCCUGCUGCCACCCCCAAGACCACCCCAGCAGCCAGACCUAAAACCACCCCUGCUGCCACCCCCAAGACCACCCCAGCAGCCAGACCUAAAACCAAGGAGGCCAGCAGCUCAUCAGAUGACUCUUCUUCUUCUUCUGAAGAAGAAGAGGCGGCGGUGAAAGCACCAGCAGCAGUCACCACUCCCAUCGCUAACGGCACUGUAAACGGUAAGAGAAAAAGGGAUGGAGAAGCCUCAGAGGAUGAGGAAGAAUUAACGACACCUAAAAAUAAGAAGGCAGCAACAACAACAACACCACAGACGUUCCCUAAAGUCUCUAAGAAGAUCAAUGUACCUUUUCGUAGAAUAAGAGAGGAGGAAAUUGAUGUGGAUAACCGACUGGCUGACAACUCCUUCGACGCCAAGCGCGGGUCGGAUGGAGACUGGGGCCAGAGGGCCAAUGACGUGCUCCGCUUCACCAAGGGAAAGUCCUUCCGCCACGAGAAGACCAAGAAGAAGAGGGGUAGCUACUGCGGAGGAGCCAUCUCCCAGUCCGUCAACUCCAUCAAGUUCGACAGCGAUUGAGAACCUAGUCAUUGUUUGUCACUACCCCUCUUUCUCCUCCUCUCGACCCAGGACUAUCUGAGAACCAGGACGGUCUGACCUCCCCCUCAGCUGCAACCUGACUGAGCUGAAGAUCGUGAACUAGAGCUGAGACUGCUGCACUCAUAACUGCCUGGUGAUUUUUAGUUUGUGCGUCUGUGUUAAACCAGUCCUUUAAAAUGCACAUUUCUUAAUGGUGGAAUGACGGUGUAGAAGUGGAGACUAGCUUUCCUUGAAAUGGCACCCUAUUGCUAUGUAGUGCACUACGUAGGAAAUAGGGUGCCAUUUAGGACACCGGCAAGGCUGCAGGGGAGGUGUCUUGACUGUCUCCCUGUGCCUUCAGGAUGGCUCAAAGGAUUCAUGUACAACACAUAGCCACCAGGUGGCAGUAGUAAGCUACCAAUUCAGUUAAAUAUCAAUUUAGAUUUCUUGCUUGCUUUUUCUCUCAGCCCCUUAAUCUGUUGCUUGUUGUGAUUAUUGUUAGCCUGGAUCUUACACCUUCUGUCCAGUGAUUUCUUUUUUUUCAGUCGUAAAUGUUAAUUCUGUUGUUUCUUGUAUAUUGCAGUUUGCAUUGUCAGACUCAUUGCGGGGAAGGGGUUAUUCGUUUUGAUUUGUGUUGGGAAAAUGACUGUUUUGUAUGGAACAUGCAGACCUGUGGUUUGUUUGAUCGUUGAAUGAAAUGUUCUUUAGUUUCUCUUUGGUAUGAUUAUUAUGGUGUGAAUCUUUCGUAGUGGGUGCGUUCCAGGCUGACUACAUUGCAGUGGCCUACCAGAUCUCACGCCUGAAUAAGGAUUCAACCACUGCAAUGUAGUCUGUUUGGAACAUACCCGUUUUCUUCUCCUGCAGUAUCAUGUAGGGCCGUCACGGUUUAGAUUUUGUAGGUUUUAUGUCAGUAUUUAAGUUUUUAGCCUGGGAGUAUCAGGGAUCAUCCAACUGUCAUUACAAGCGGCAGUCUAAAAAAAUUACUUCCUGGGUCAUGUUCAGUAGGCUAUACUGAAAGAAAACAUUUUGAAACGGAAAACGGUAAACUCAGUUUCUAAAUAAAGUAAUUCUGUUGUGCCUACUGUUACAUCUGAAAUGGCAUCCCUUUCACUACUGGUUGUAAGUAGUGUACUGUAGGGAAUACGCUGCCCUUUCAGAUGUGAAGUUGAUUCCUGCUGAAGUGAAACUGCCAGCCUAUUGGUUCAUUGGCUGCUGAGGUUUAGCAGCCAACCCCAAGUUGUUUUAACUUUGUGAAUUUUCAAUUUCCUGUUUCUAUUCCUAUAAACCCCCUUAGUCUUAUUUUCUUAUUGAGUAUUAUUAUUACUUGAAUAAAAUACUUAGUUGUUUCAA
Molecule: messenger RNA, 4747 nt
Organism: Salmo salar (Atlantic salmon)
Lineage: Eukaryota; Metazoa; Chordata; Actinopteri; Salmoniformes; Salmonidae
Gene: nolc1
Product: nucleolar and coiled-body phosphoprotein 1
Cellular component (GO): nucleolus; nucleoplasm
Molecular function (GO): protein binding
Source: RefSeq, a predicted model, not a curated record